CGUGUAUCCAAAACACCAUACACUGCAGCAUUUAGAAUUCCCUCCCCCCGCCAAACAUCUCCAUCCAAUGAGCGAGAAACGCCAGUCGCAGGAGCCGCCAGCAGAUGCCGCCAAGCACCAGCAAAAGAAGCAGGCAUCGUCGGUUGUGGAGAUCAAGCAGGACAGCAAAUCCAGCAAUGAUGGCGGAAAAUUCGGCACUCGCACGCUGUCGUCCGGCCGCGACGUAUUCGAGCACAAUGCAUGGGAUAAUGUGGAGCCCGACAGCGACCACGAAGAGUAUGCUUCGGGGCAGAUCAAAAUGCACCGCGAGCAUCCGGUGCCUGAAGAGGAGCGGGAGAAGUACAAUACGAACCCGGAGCAGUUCUGGAACGACUUUUACCAGAACAACACGAACAAGUUCUUCAAGGACAGGCAUUGGCUGGGGCUGGAGUUCCCGGAGCUGUUCAAGUGGACAGAUAAGCGUGUGUCUGCCCAGGAGGGCGAGCAGGCGGAGAAUGCGGACGACCAGCAGCCGGCCAGGGAGGACAGCGGGGAUGCGGAGAAGUUCCGAAUCAUGGAGGUCGGAUGCGGCGCUGGUAACGCAGUGUUCCCGUUGCUGGCGGACGUAUACGAUCCGCGGCUAUUCGUGUAUGCGUGCGAUUACUCCAGCACAGCUGUCAGCGUGGUCAAGGCAAACGAAGCAUACAACGAGUCGCGGUGCAAGAGCUUUGUGUGGGACCUCGCCAGCAGCUCGUUGCCCGCCGAUGUCACGCCGGGCAGCGUCGACGUGAUGCUGAUGAUCUUUGUGUUCUCGGCCCUGCACCCCAGUCAGUGGCAGCAGGCGGUGGAUAAUGCGUACCAGCUGCUGCGGCCCGGCGGCGUGCUGCUGUUCCGCGACUACGGGCGGCAUGAUCUGGCGCAGCUGCGGUUCAAGAAGUCGCGGCUCCUGGAGGACAACCUGUAUAUACGCGGGGACGGCACGCGCGUGUACUUCUUCACCAACGAGGAGUUGGCCGAGGUCUUUGGCCGCAGGUUUGUCGUCGAGCAGAACGCUGUCGAUAGAAGGCUGAUUGUCAACAGGAAGCGCGAGCUCAAGAUGUACCGCGUGUGGAUGCAGUGCAAGUUCAGGAAGCCGGAGUGAUCACGCG
Molecule: messenger RNA, 1127 nt
Organism: Linderina pennispora
Lineage: Eukaryota; Fungi; Kickxellomycota; Kickxellomycetes; Kickxellales; Kickxellaceae
Product: methyltransferase-like protein 2-A-like protein
Exons: 3
Coding region: 68-1120 (350 amino acids)
Molecular function (GO): tRNA (cytidine-N3)-methyltransferase activity
Source: RefSeq, a predicted model, not a curated record